Messenger RNA from Fusarium keratoplasticum, 1854 nucleotides. RefSeq lists its product as uncharacterized. Gene Ontology annotation, molecular function: ATP binding; RNA binding; RNA helicase activity. Bases 1 to 1854 code for a protein of 617 amino acids. Gene Ontology annotation, cellular component: nucleus. The record is from RefSeq and is a predicted model, not a curated record. The transcript is spliced from 5 exons. NCBI's taxonomy places the organism in Eukaryota, Fungi, Ascomycota, Sordariomycetes, Hypocreales, Nectriaceae.
AUGACCGCUGCUUGGACUACCGGCCCUCCUUCGGGCGAGGCCGCGAACAGCAAUGGUCAGAAUGGACACGCUCAGAACCAUGACGAUGAGUCUUCCAAGGCCAAGUGGGCUGAGCCCCAGGCAGUUGACUACACUGCCCUCGCAUCCCAGAAUUAUGACCAGGGCUGGGGUUGCAAUGCCCGCCCCUAUGAGUGGAAGGACGAGUACGGUGACGUUGGACCAAAGUUCCCCGAGCUCGAGCUUGAGCUGUUCGGCGACCCCAGCACUCGCCACGAGCGCACUGGUCUGGACUUCUCUCAGAUCCAGAGCAUUGAGGUCCAGCAGGAAGGACCUCAGAAGAUUGGUCCCAUCGGUACCUUCAAGGACGCGGGCCUGCACCCCGUUAUGCUGGAGAACGUGAACCUUUGCGGUUUUGAUAACCCAACUCCAAUCCAGAAGUUUACCAUCCCCUCAAUUCUCCAAGGACACGAUGUCAUUGGAAUUGCUCAGACAGGCUCCGGGAAGACAGCUGCCUACCUGAUUCCUAUUCUGAGCAAACUCAUGGGGAAGGCUAAGAAGCUGGCUGCGCCGCGACCCAACCCCCUGACCUUCCGUGAGGGCCUUGAUGAGGUUACUGCCGAACCUCUGGUUCUCAUUGUCGUCCCCACCCGUGAACUUGCCAUUCAAAUCUUCAACGAGGCGCGCAAGUUCUGCUACCGAACCAUGCUGCGACCUGGUGUUGUCUACGGAGGUGUUCCCAUCCGUGAGCAGAUCGGUCUGCUGGGCAAGGGCUGCGAUGUGCUUGUUGGAACCCCAGGACGUCUGGUCGACUUCAUCCAGCGUCCUAAGUACCUCACCCUUCGACGUCUCCGAUACAUGGUUAUCGAUGAGGCUGAUGAGUUGCUCGAUCUGGAUUGGAACGAGGACAUUCACAAGAUUCUGUCCGGUGGUGAACAGGAUGAAGGAAACGUCAAGUUCAGCCUUUUCUCGGCCACCUUCCCCAAGUCGGCUCGAGAUCUCGCGAAGAACUACCUUGCUGCGUCCCAUGUCCGUUUCCGUGUCGGUCGAGCUGGAAGCACCACUGCCAACAUCAAGCAGAUCGUGCUUCCCGCUGAGCCCCAUGAGAAGCGUGAGAUACUCUUGGGACUCCUGGAGGAGAUGCAUGGUGUCCGCACCAUCAUCUUUGUGAACAGUCGCCAGGCUGCGGACAACCUGGACGAUUUCCUUUACAACAUGAAACUGCCUGUGACGUCGAUUCACAGCGACCGUACUCAGCAGGAACGCGAGGCUGCAAUGCGCUCUUUCCGCUCGGGUAACGCACCCAUCUUGAUCGCGACAGGUGUCAGCGCUCGCGGCAUUGACGUCCGCAACGUCGUUCAUGUGAUCAACUAUGAUCUUCCUUCCAUGGACCAUGGCGGCAUUGAGGAGUACACUCACCGUAUUGGUCGUACCGGUCGCAUCGGACAUCGAGGCAUUGCGACAUCGUUCUUCACAGAGCGUGACGAAGGGAUGGGAAGCGUCCUCACUCGCACUCUUCUCGAAACCAACCAGGAGAUUCCGGAGUGUCUCCAGAUGUACGUUCCAGAGGGUGAGGCCCGCACCAACCUCAAGUUUGAGGCAGACUCGGACUUUGACCCCAACGACGUCGCCGGUGCUGGUGACGCUGGCGGUGCUGCUUGGGGAACUGGUGACGGCGAUGGCGGAGAUGGCGGCAACGCUUGGGGAGGAGGAAACGCAGGUACUGAGGGUGGUGACGCCUGGGGUUCUGGUGGAGGAGACACCGGGGCAGGAAGCGGCGAUGCUUGGGGUUCUGGCGGAGGCAACUCGGAUGCCAACAACUGGAACAGCGCCCCUGCUGCUUCCGCUGCCUGGUAA